Striga asiatica is the source of this 423-nucleotide messenger RNA. Lineage: Eukaryota; Viridiplantae; Streptophyta; Magnoliopsida; Lamiales; Orobanchaceae. The record is from the annotation of a GenBank genome assembly.
CUGUCAUCUGAAAUAAUUUCCAUAAGACCCUUUAGCGGUGGCAAACGGUGGUGUACGGCGGCGAUGGCAUCUCAAACGCAGCGGCUAAUGGUUUUGCUCCUCCUCUUCUUGGUGGUGUCCACCACUGCCGUCCCUACAACGAGGAGUCUUAAGGAAGUCAAGAACCGUAUAUCUAUUCCUAAUCUCCGUUUUGAGGACGGUAUGGACGAAGACAAUAAUGGCGAUUUACGAAAACUGGAGGGAGUUUUGGGAAAAAGAAUGAAUCUGGAGCUUCAUGAUUAUGCAGGGACACUACCAAACUGCAAAAAUCUCAUACACAUAAAAUGUCGUUAAUUGCCUUGAAUGAUUUGAUAAUAUUUAUUUUCAGUCCUCACUUGCCAUUUGAGGCAUAAAGGCAAGACAUUGAAUCAUUAAUUAGUUGCC